Messenger RNA from Rhinolophus ferrumequinum (greater horseshoe bat), 1288 nucleotides. RefSeq names its product PRA1 domain family member 2 (gene PRAF2). NCBI's taxonomy places the organism in Eukaryota, Metazoa, Chordata, Mammalia, Chiroptera, Rhinolophidae. The transcript has 3 exons. Bases 71 to 607 code for a protein of 178 amino acids. The record is from RefSeq and is a predicted model, not a curated record. Gene Ontology annotation, cellular component: membrane.
UAGCGCGAGGUGUAACGGGUGUUGUAGUCCAACUGCUCUUCUGGCUGGUCCAGCUACAUCGACUCGCAGGAUGUCGGAGGUGCGGCUGCCACCGCUACGCGCCCUGGAUGACUUUGUUCUGGGGUCGGCCCGGCUGGCGGCCCCGGAUCCGUGCGACCCGCAGCGAUGGUGCCACCGCGUCAUCAACAACCUCCUCUACUACCAAACCAACUACCUUGUCUGCUUCGGUUUUGGUCUCGCUCUGGCCGGGUACGUGCGCCCGCUGCACACCCUCCUAAGCGCGCUGGUAGUGGCGGUGGCCCUCGGGGUGCUGGUGUGGGCAGCUGAGACUCGCUCAGCCGUGCGUCGCUGCCGCCGCAGUCACCCCGCCGCCUGCCUGGCCUCAGUGCUUGCCGUCGGCCUCCUGGUUCUGUGGGCGGUGGGCGGUGCUUGCACCUUCCUGCUCAGCAUCGCCGGGCCCGUACUUAUAAUCCUGGUGCACGCUUCUCUGCGCCUGCGCAACCUCAAGAACAAGCUCGAGAACAAGAUCGAGAGCAUUGGUCUCAAGCGGACGCCAAUGGGACUGCUACUGGAGGCGCUGGGACAAGAGCAGGAGGCUGGAUCCUAGAGGCCUGAGACCUGUACUCAAGACCUGGAGAAUGCCACCCCCACCCCGGCCAACACCUGGUAUUCAGAGCCCUUUUUCAGCCCGUAAAAUAGGAGUUCCUUGCCUAGUUCAAAAAGCAGACGCUCCCCCAGAUCCAAAACUGGGAUAUCCCUCAUUCCCAGCCCCCAUUACCUAGGGGACCAGGGUCUUCCCCAGCCCUGAACCUGGGACCCAGAGCCACCCACAUCCAGCCAAAAACUAGGACUGGGAGACCUGAGCAUCCAUGGCCAACAUCAAACUCUGGAUGGAGACUUUCCCCCAACCCCAACCUGGGACCCACCAGUCCCCAAAGCUGGGGUGUGGGACCACAGCAUUCUCAAAUCUUAAACCCUAGACCAAGGCUUUUCCAGACACUACCCCAGCUUUGAACUCAGAUCAAGGCAUUGCCAAAUCUUUACCCCAGGACCCAAGUGUUCCCAGCCCCUCUCUGGGUGGAAGAGUCAGGUUCCAAACCCUGUUGAACGCUUGGUCCCAGGUGACUCCAACACUCACCAGUCCCACUUGCUUCCCUCCAGCUCUGUUUAGGGAUUCUGCCCCUCCCCCCAAAGGUACACAGUGGCGAGGACCUUGGGGUGAAGUGGGGUGGGGCAUGUGUAUCAGUGUUGCUGCCAACAAUAAAGGCUGUUGCAUCUUUCAAGCCAA